This is a messenger RNA of Clarias gariepinus (North African catfish), 2781 nucleotides long. It is a transcript of the gene cpeb1a, whose product is annotated as cytoplasmic polyadenylation element binding protein 1a. NCBI's taxonomy places the organism in Eukaryota, Metazoa, Chordata, Actinopteri, Siluriformes, Clariidae. The transcript has 11 exons. Gene Ontology annotation, molecular function: translation factor activity, RNA binding; ribosome binding; mRNA 3'-UTR binding. Gene Ontology annotation, cellular component: synapse; cytoplasm; neuron projection. Gene Ontology annotation, biological process: negative regulation of cytoplasmic translation. Bases 207 to 1715 code for a protein of 502 amino acids. The record is from RefSeq and is a predicted model, not a curated record.
UCCAUGUGAUGAGAGCAGCGAGAGCAGUGCAGUGAAGAGUUUAACACCAUACAGAGCUAGAUCAGGCUUUUGUAAGUAUGCGGACCAGUAGUGUGUAUGUGUGAUUGGAGAGAGCGGUGUGUGUAGUGGAAGCAAUGACUUGAGCAGUGAGAGAGUGACCGUUAUAUUUACAUGGUUCACGUGUCAGUGAUGCACACGCAGGGCUCAUGGAAGCCUCAACGGGCAGCACAGCAGAUCUGCCAGAAGCAGAAUGCUCGGCGGUGGCCAGCGGGUUGCCGUUCUGCGCCCAGGAGGAGCAGGAGUCUCGUCUCGGCCUGCUAAGCGUCGCUGAGCUCAGUUUGGGCCUGCAGUCGCUUAGUCAGUCCUGCUGGGAGCAGCCCUGGGACUACACUGAAUGUAAACUUCCAGCCAGGCCCAGCUCUCCUGAAAACUUGUUGGGGCUCUGGCCGAGUCCUUUCAGCAGUGCUCUGGACACUCUGCAGGGUUUUCAGAGACAAGAUCCUUUGGGUGGAGGUGACCUUUUGGAAUAUUUUCCCGACCUGACUCGUAUUACGGAGUCCCUUUCGCUGCUAAACUCAGGAUCUAGCAGUCCUGUCGACUCUGAGACCAGCGGGAUCUCGUCUGGAUCUGAUCACCUGACCAGUUUACAGAUCUCACCGCUUAUGAAAUUCCACCUGUUUGACACUCAGAAAGAGGCUUUGUUGCCUAGCCUAGAGCAGCGAGAAGACCCCAUCUCUCCUCUCGCUCCCACCCUCCCUGCUGUACUUGAAGAGUCGCUGGCUAAAUGCUGGACCAGAAAAUCCCCCUGGCCUAGCUGGAGCUCGCAAAAUGCACCAGAGCAGACGUUCAGCAUUGAAAUGAAGGCUCAGCUGCACAGACAGGCCGCAGCAACAAAUGAAGCCACUUGUACCUGGGCUGGACAGCUGCCUCCACGCAUCUACAAAAACCCCAUCUACUCCUGUAAAGUGUUCCUGGGAGGAGUGCCAUGGGACGUCACAGAGAGUAGUCUUCUGAACACAUUUAGUGUGUUUGGACCUCUAAAAGUGGAUUGGCCUGAUAAGGAUGGUAAACACUCUCAAUGUCCACCUCAAGGUUAUGUGUACCUAGUUUUUGAUUUGGAGAAAUCAGUGAAGGCUUUGCUGCAGGCCUGCAGCCACCAUCACCUGCAUCCCACAGAUCACCUGGAGUACUACUACAAGAUUUCUAGCAAGAAGAUACGCUGUAAGGUGGUGCAGGUGAUCCCAUGGGUGAUCACAGACAGUAGCUUUGUGUGUUCCCCCUUACUGCGGUUCUUCCCCAGUAGAACAGUGUUUGUUGGGGCUCUGCAUGGCAUGCUGACGGCUGAAGCUUUAGCUCACAUCAUGACGGAACUCUUCGGGGAGGUUGUGUAUGCCGGGCUUGACACAGACAAGCACAAAUAUCCAAUAGGGUCUGGACGUGUGACAUUCAGGAACCAGAAGAAUUACCUAAAAGCACUGACUGCUGCAUUUGUGGAAAUCAAAACUACUAAAUUCUCCAAGAAGAUUCAGAUUGAUCCAUACCUUGAUGACUCCAUGUGCCAAAUUUGUAAUUGCCAGCCAGGCCCAUUCUUCUGUAGAGAUCAGACUUGCUUUCGGUACUACUGCCGCUCCUGUUGGCACUGGCGCCACUCAGCAGACACGCUGAGUACUCACCGGCCACUGAUGCGCAACCAGAAGAGCCUCAACCCAAACUAAACAGCCGACGCAAGCUGUAAUUCAGCUGCUAGCCCACAGGUUUAUGGGAUGACCCGACCCACAGGGGUCUGACUGUGCCAUCUUUUCUUCAGCGCAUGUUGCUGAGACAGAGAACAACUGUAGAAAGUUAAUGUGUUGCACUGCUUUCUCUCUUUUUGCUGUUUACAUGUUAAUUAAGGCACUAUGUAGAGUGACAUGCCGUAUGAUAGUGGCCCAUUUACCUGGGCAACCAUCACCAUGGAGAUAAUCCCAUAUUUCUGUGGGUGGUGAAUAGAAAAUGCCUGCCUGAGUUUAAGAGUUUUUAUUUUCGUGUUUGAAUCUUUCGACUAUGUGGCAUCUGUAUUUUAUUAUUAUUUAUCAUGUAGCUUUUCUUUAGUUUAUGUGUUAUAAGUAUUAUUAAUUAUAGGUUAUAAGACACUUUUAUCUCAUGAUUAAUUUAUGUAUAUUUUUAUUUACACACUCCUUUUUCUGGCUUUACUGGAAUAAGAUGUGGAUCAUUUCUAACUACCCAGAGUAGGUUCUUUUGUUUUACUUUGAAUGCAGCAGCCUUAACCAUCCCAUAUUUUGCUGCCAUUACUGGGUUAGGAACAGUUAGAUUGUGGACUGUACAUAGUUUUAAUCGAAUUGUUGCACUUUCUUCCUUUGCACUGCAGGGAAUGGGAAAAAUUCUAGUUUUUAAAUAUAAUGUUGUACAAAUGUUGAAUGGGGAAGUCGUUUAAGCAUGAUCUUUUCAUUUACUGGUACUGGUUCUGUUCCUAGUGAAUUGAGCUAACUGGUUUAAGGCCUAAUGACUGUAAACCAAUCUAGAUCUGAUGCAGUUUUAACUCCCUUUUUUUAAUUUCAGGUUUAGGGCUCUGUGCCAAAGAAAGAUCUAGUCUCUCUCUCUUUCUCUCUUUCUCUCUCUCUCUCCUUUGUUUUUAAUUAGUUUGUUGUGCUGAGCUUGUUGCCUGGUCCAACUUCUUUUUUAGAGUCUAAAUAUCUCUACCUCAUUGGUCUUCGAGUGUUGCCAUGGUUACAUAACUUGGAGGUUGUUCCAGUUGGGCACAAUAAAGUUGUUGAAGCAUUA